Haplochromis burtoni (Burton's mouthbrooder) is the source of this 1602-nucleotide messenger RNA. It is a transcript of the gene scamp5a, whose product is annotated as secretory carrier membrane protein 5a. NCBI's taxonomy places the organism in Eukaryota, Metazoa, Chordata, Actinopteri, Cichliformes, Cichlidae. Gene Ontology annotation, biological process: protein transport. The coding region runs from base 264 to 956 and encodes 230 amino acids. Gene Ontology annotation, cellular component: recycling endosome membrane; trans-Golgi network membrane. The transcript is spliced from 7 exons. The record is from RefSeq and is a predicted model, not a curated record.
AAUGAAAAGACCAUACGUCACGUGCCCGCCUCUUACUCCCAACCCCAUCAUUUGAGGAAAUACGCGACAUUUUCGUGUGAUUAGCGCCAGAUCUAGCUGUUUCGGCCACUGUGUUUUAAUACAGAUGAAAUCGUAGGAUGCAAUUUAAACGGACGGAGGUAUUCUAGCGACAUUCACGGACUGAACCGGAGUUUGCUUUUCAAGGGAGCUGAGAUUGAAGAAGUCUGUGUGCCUGGUUUACAAGUGGCGGAAAGCAGUGAAUCAUGGCAGAAAACAACUUCCCUCCCCUUCCUCGCUUCAUCCCCCUUAAGCCAUGUUUUUACCAAGACUUCAACGAGAUCCCAGACCAACACCGCACUAUGUGCAAGAGGCUCUACUACCUCUGGAUCUUGCAUAGUGCCACGCUAGCUGUUAAUCUGAUUGGUUGCCUGGCAUGGAUGUGUGGAGGCGGUGGAGCUACCAACUUUGGCAUGGCUAUCCUGUGGCUCAUCCUCUUCACCCCUUGUUCCUACGUGUGCUGGUUCAGGCCCAUCUACAAGGCCUUGAAGACAGACAGCUCAUUCAACUUCAUGGCUUUCUUCUUCGUCUUCAUGGCCCAGGUGGUGAUCAGUAUUAUCCAGACUGUUGGCAUUCCAGGCUGGGGAGUUUGCGGUUGGCUGGCCACCAUCACCUUCUUCAGCACCAACAUUGGCUCAGCUGUGGUCAUGCUGAUUCCCACCAUCAUGUUCACUGCAGUGGCUGUUUUAUCCUUCAUCGCCCUCUCAAAGGUGCAUAACUUCUACCGCGGCAGUGGUGGCAGCCUGGGUAAAGCCCAGGAGGAGUGGGCUACGGGUGCCUGGAAAAACCCCCAUGUCCAGCAGGCAGCCCAGCAGGCCGCCAUGGGGGCUGCUCAAGGCGCCAUGCAGCAGAAUCAGUACUCAGCAGCUCCCACCUACAACUACGACGAACCCAUGUAGGACAGAGGAGUAGGCCAGGCGGCUGAGUGGGAGAACUAAAAAGGGAUCAAUUAAGAACACAAUUCAGAAUUAGGUGCCCGUCAUUAUAACACUGUAAUGCUGAACUCAAACAGAACAAUGUAAAAGUCAUGUUUUUGGUGCAAAUGUACUGGGAUUUCAUUAUUUUACUCGGUUCACAUUUAAAUCAACAGUUAUUUUAAAAAACAAAAAAUGUUGCUGUUGUUUUAUGCUGCUCAGUUGUAGCUGGUCGGUGUUGUUUUCCAACAGAGACACAUAGCCUAAAAUAGGUAGACCCAGUCCCCUGAGCAUCUUCAGUUUAUUUGAGUAGGUGGUCUCCAAUGUCACUCUGUAAAUUUUCUAAUGAUCUUUAAUGUGAUAUUUAUGGGACUGAAACAGCUAUAUUGUUAAGGGUCUUUACUUUUAUUAGCCUUGAAGAUCACCAAUGCUGAAACAGUUAUUUCUCAGCUGAUGUAAUGGACUAGCUGUUUGGCUAAAUUCUUAUAUACAAAUGUCAAGAAUUUUUUAUUUCCCAUUAAAGGAAUAGUUUGACCAUCUUGGGAAACACCUUAAUUCACUCUCUUGCUUCAGGGUUAUAUAUAGGGUAUUAUAAAAUUAACCUUUGCUAGCAGCCAGUUAGCUUGAAUUA